This is a messenger RNA of Carassius carassius (crucian carp), 2796 nucleotides long. It is a transcript of the gene ccnd1, whose product is annotated as cyclin D1. The record is from RefSeq and is a predicted model, not a curated record. Gene Ontology annotation, biological process: regulation of cyclin-dependent protein serine/threonine kinase activity; mitotic cell cycle phase transition; positive regulation of G1/S transition of mitotic cell cycle. NCBI's taxonomy places the organism in Eukaryota, Metazoa, Chordata, Actinopteri, Cypriniformes, Cyprinidae. The transcript is spliced from 5 exons. The coding region runs from base 259 to 1137 and encodes 292 amino acids. Gene Ontology annotation, molecular function: cyclin-dependent protein serine/threonine kinase regulator activity. Gene Ontology annotation, cellular component: cytoplasm; cyclin-dependent protein kinase holoenzyme complex; nucleus.
CCAAGCUCGAGAGAAGAUAGUUCUUUAAGAUUGAUCCUCCGCCCUGAUCAGACAGCCUCUCGCGCUCUCACAGGCUCGCAGCUGCUUUGAUCUUCCCUUAACAACAGGCACGUCAUAGGGGAGUUUUGUCAAGCGGAGCUGCAGCGAGAGUUUAGAGGGUUCAGCAGAGGCAGCAAAGCAUCCACGGGACCAGUGUCCGACACGAGAUCCAGUUUUCUUACUUUUUGUCACUGCUAAACCUCGGGCGCCGCUGAAGACAUGGAGCACCAGCUGUUUUGCUGUGAAGUGGAUACCAUUAGAAGAGCUUACCAAGAUAGCAACCUGUUGAAUGACCGAGUCUUACAGACAAUGCUCAAAGCAGAGGAAAACUACCUUCCAUCACCAAAUUAUUUCAAGUGUGUUCAGAAAGAAAUUGUACCUAAAAUGAGGAAAAUCGUCGCCACAUGGAUGCUCGAGGUCUGUGAAGAGCAGAAAUGCGAAGAGGAAGUCUUUCCGCUGGCUAUGAACUACCUGGACAGAUUUUUAUCUGUGGAGCCCACCAAAAAGACCAGAUUACAGCUGUUAGGAGCAACUUGUAUGUUUUUGGCCUCUAAGAUGAAAGAGACCGUGCCAUUAACAGCAGAGAAGUUGUGCAUAUACACGGACAACUCCGUCCGUCCCAGCGAAUUAUUGCAAAUGGAACUGCUGGCGCUAAAUAAACUCAAGUGGGAUCUGGCCUCAGUGACACCACAUGAUUUCAUUGAACAUUUCCUAGCCAAACUCCCCAUACAUCAGAGCUCCAAGCAGAUACUACGCAAGCACGCCCAGACAUUUGUGGCCCUCUGUGCAACAGAUGUCAACUUCAUCGCCAGCCCUCCGUCCAUGAUCGCGGCCGGCAGCGUUGCAGCAGCAGUGCAGGGGUUGUACCUCAAAAGCAGCGACAGUUGCCUCUCAUCCCAGAACCUCACCAACUUCCUCUCACAAGUCAUCAGAAGCGACCCUGACUGUCUGCGAUCUUGUCAGGAACAGAUCGAGUCCCUGCUGGAAUCUAGUCUCAGACAAGCUCAGCAGCAGAACAUCUCCACAGAGACCAAAAGAGCAGAGGAGGACGUGGACAUCUCUUGCACUCCCACAGAUGUCAGAGACAUUAAUAUCUGAAUGGAUCACUAUUCAUCUUGUGUGCGAUGAAUCUCUUCGUCUUUGUUUCUGUUGGGUAUGGGCUUUGGCCAAAGGCUUCAUGGGACAAAUGGAAAACAGGCUCACACCUGCACCCCACCAUCCGACCAAUACCUCGACAACUUGUCCCUCAGCGCGCCCUAACUGUUGACCGCUGAGCGGCAUCCCCUGUGGUUUUGACGAUUGGGCUAUCGCUGGCCAGGACCACCAGUGGAGCACAGGGAAUGAAAGGAAAUCUCAAUUCUGUCCUUCGGCUCCCCCUCUAUGUCCUAAGUCAUAAAUAAAACAAGCGAAAAAUGAUAUAGGCUAUCUAGGAUUUUUAAAUCGUAUAAACGACAACAGUAGUUGUGACUUGCCCUGACUUGUCGCUGAAAAGACAACGCUGGGUAUUUUAUUUCAAGUGUGUCAGAAACUAUUUUUGAAAGAGAAGAGAUGUAAUUUGUAUAUCUUCGAUUUCUUUCUCUCAUAGAUAGUACCUUGUUACACUUGCUACGAGUGCUCUUUGUUUUGUCUGCAGCCUAGCCGUGUAAAUAUAUCCCCGCUUGCUAUGCCUUUAGUCACUUUAUUAUAAUUCCUAGACAGAUCCCCUAACAAGAUUCUCUUCUCUUCCAAAAUGGUUUAUGUAACCUUAGUAUAUUUUGUACGCAUGUAUUUUUGCUAUGAUCUAGAAGGCUGUGGAUUGCCAGGGGCUGAGGUGCUAACUUGAGGCCAGACGAAAACAUUUCUUCGAAUCGUUGCCUUCACUGCCAUUAAUAAUGUAUAUCGUCAUCACUGCCAUGACACAAUAAGCUUAUGUUGUACCUGCUCCCCGGCUGAGCUUGCUGUGCGGUCCACAGUCUGCUUUUUUGUUUAGAUUCAUGUAUUAUCUAAAACCAUUCCAUUUUAAAAAAGAAAAAAAAAGCACUUUCAGUCCGUCGUUUAAGGCUGGCUUUUAGGAAAGAAAAAAAAGAAAGAAAUUGUUAAAACAAUGAGGGGGAAACAUGGAAUGGAGGACGGAGCAGGUCUCUUUAUCUAUGGUAUUAGUGGUCUGUUAGAGAAAGAGAAGAGGGGGACAUUGAGAAGAUAUUUGCGGUGUAGUUUAAUGGCUACACGAUCCUCUUGCCAGAACGGAUGGAUGCUAGGGAAUGUUUAAGUUGCGAUCCAACAGAACGCACGUAGAGCGGUAGAAACACUACGAUGUUAAAUCAAAGAAUAAGAACUAUUUAUUUUUUCAGUUCCCCUCUUAAGGCCAGUAUGCACGAAUGCCCAAGUGUACCUAUCUUUGAAGUAUGUAUAAUGAUCCGCUAGUUGCUAACUCGUGACACCAUAGUUAAAGUAUUUUUUCCGAGUUGAUGUACUCUGGACUAGUUAUUGUUAAAACAAAAGUUGUGGCUUCAAGUAGAUUUUGCACAAACCCAGAGAUGUCAGUUUGUCUUGUGGAUCUCUGGAAGGGGAGGAAGAUGAGGAGGAGAGGUGGUUGAGGGAGGCAAAAAAGGGUGAUGGCUGGACAUCAAAGAGUUAAAGCAGAACUGAGACGUUUGUACCGUGAGGAAUAACUUAAGAGGAGAACCUGGGAGAAGACACUCCUCAUAUUUAGCUGCUAUGGAGGGAUUUCCAGCAAGUAUGAAACUUUCAAAUGGAAAACAACAAAAAAGAAAAAGA